AAUCGCCUGGCCCCUCCUGCCGCGGGGGUACCUGGGAAGAGGCGGAGAACAAUAUGGCGGAUGGCGAGGAGCCGGAGAAGAAAAGAAGGAGAAUAGAGGAGCUGCUGGCUGAGAAAAUGGCUGUUGAUGGUGGGUGUGGGGACAUUGGAGACUGGGAAGGUCGCUGGAACCAUGUAAAGAAGUUCCUCGAGCGAUCUGGACCCUUCACACACCCUGAUUUCGAACCGAGCACUGAAUCUCUCCAGUUUUUGUUAGAUACAUGUAAAGUUCUAGUCAUUGGAGCUGGCGGCUUAGGAUGUGAGCUCCUGAAAAAUCUGGCAUUGUCUGGUUUUAGACAAAUUCAUGUUAUAGACAUGGACACUAUAGAUGUUUCCAAUCUAAAUAGGCAGUUUUUAUUUAGGCCUAAAGAUGUUGGAAGACCUAAAGCCGAAGUUGCUGCAGAAUUUCUAAAUGACAGAGUUCCUAAUUGCAAUGUAGUUCCACAUUUCAACAAGAUCCAGGAUUUUAAUGACACUUUCUAUCGACAAUUUCAUAUAAUUGUAUGUGGACUAGACUCUAUCAUAGCCAGAAGAUGGAUAAAUGGCAUGCUGAUAUCUCUCCUAAAUUAUGAAGAUGGUGCAUUAGAUCCAAGCUCCAUUGUCCCUUUGAUAGAUGGGGGGACAGAAGGUUUUAAAGGGAAUGCCCGGGUGAUUCUGCCUGGAAUGACUGCUUGCAUUGAAUGCACACUGGAACUUUAUCCACCACAGGUCAAUUUUCCCAUGUGCACCAUUGCAUCUAUGCCCAGGCUACCAGAACACUGUAUUGAGUAUGUAAGGAUAUUGCAGUGGCCUAAGGAGCAACCUUUUGGAGAAGGGGUUCCAUUAGAUGGAGAUGAUCCUGAUCAUAUUCAGUGGAUUUUUCAAAAAUCCCUAGACAGAGCAUCACAAUAUAGUAUUAAGGGUGUUACAUAUAGACUCACUCAAGGGGUAGUGAAACGAAUCAUUCCUGCAGUAGCUUCUACAAAUGCAGUCAUUGCAGCUGUGUGUGCCACUGAGGUUUUUAAAAUAGCCACAAGUGCAUAUAUUCCCCUUAAUAAUUACUUGGUAUUCAAUGAUGUAGAUGGACUGUACACAUACACAUUUGAAGCCGAGAGAAAGGAAAAUUGCCCAGCUUGUAGCCAGCUUCCACAAAAUAUUCAGUUUUCUCCAUCAGCUAAACUACAGGAAGUUUUGGAUUAUCUAACCAAUAGUGCUUCUCUGCAGAUGAAAUCUCCAGCCAUCACAGCCACAUUAGAGGGAAAAAAUAGAACACUUUACUUACAGUCAGUAACUUCUAUUGAAGAACGAACAAGGCCAAAUCUCUCCAAGACAUUGAAAGAAUUGGGACUUGUUGAUGGGCAAGAACUGGCGGUUGCUGAUGUCACCACACCACAGACUGUACUAUUCAAACUUCAUUUUACCUCUUAAGGAAAAUAAAUCUGCAUAUAAUAGAAAAUUGA
Artibeus jamaicensis (Jamaican fruit-eating bat) is the source of this 1477-nucleotide messenger RNA. It is a transcript of the gene UBA3, whose product is annotated as ubiquitin like modifier activating enzyme 3. The record is from RefSeq and is a predicted model, not a curated record. Gene Ontology annotation, cellular component: nucleus; cytoplasm. The transcript is spliced from 18 exons. Gene Ontology annotation, biological process: protein neddylation. Gene Ontology annotation, molecular function: NEDD8 activating enzyme activity. Bases 54 to 1445 code for a protein of 463 amino acids. NCBI's taxonomy places the organism in Eukaryota, Metazoa, Chordata, Mammalia, Chiroptera, Phyllostomidae.